Messenger RNA from Fraxinus pennsylvanica, 633 nucleotides. The record is from the annotation of a GenBank genome assembly. NCBI's taxonomy places the organism in Eukaryota, Viridiplantae, Streptophyta, Magnoliopsida, Lamiales, Oleaceae.
AUGACUUCCAAUACUCCACUUUGCACUCUUUCUCAACCUGAACGAGAAAAUCUCUUCAAAAAACAUGAAAUCUUCAAAAUUCAAGGCAAAGAUAAACGAGGCCACACUAUCCUUCGCGUAAUUGGAAAACACUUCCCAGCGAGGCUUCUGACUGUGGACGUACUGAAGAAAUACUUAGAGGAUGAGAUUUUCCCAAGUUUGGACGAAAACCCAUUUUCGAUGGUUUAUGUCAACACUGGUGUGAACAGAGGCGAUAACUUCCCAGGAAUUUUAGCUUUAAGAUCAAUCUACGAAGCAGUUCCAGUCAAAAUUAGAGAAAAUCUUGACUCAAUUUAUUUCGUCCACCCUGGAUUCCAGUCCCGCCUCUUCCUCGCUACCUUUGGCCGUCUCAUCUUCCCAGGACCCGGAGGGUGGUAUUGGAAGAUGAGGUAUGUAAACAGGUUGGAAUUUCUGUGGGAAAAUGUGAGGAGAAAGGAAAUUGAGAUACCUGAAUUUGUGUAUGAAGAGGAAGAAGAAAUGGAGUACCGUCCAUCCAUCUUGGAUUAUGGGAUGGAGAGUGAUCACCCAAGAUUACAUGGAGCUCCGGUUCUUGAUUGUACAGUUUCAACCUAUUCCAUGAGGGGUAUUGCUUAA